This is a messenger RNA of Aspergillus candidus, 3316 nucleotides long. RefSeq lists its product as uncharacterized. The transcript has a single exon. Bases 708 to 3167 code for a protein of 819 amino acids. The record is from RefSeq and is a predicted model, not a curated record. Lineage: Eukaryota; Fungi; Ascomycota; Eurotiomycetes; Eurotiales; Aspergillaceae.
CCACCGUCGCCCCUCUCUUCCCUUUCCUUUCCACGGGACAUCAUGAUGAGCUGUUCAAGCUGUUCCUGAAAUCCAUUCAAGCGCCUCAGACAUGCCGGUAUAACGGUCCUCUAUAUGCCAACACCUACACAACUCCUGCCCUUCCACCGUUCCACCAUUCUCUGGCUGUCCGGCACAGUCGCAACUUUCGCACCCGAUAGAGGAACCAAUCGUAACGACCCGGUCAAUGCGGAUUGCCGCCCAGCGACCGGAGUAUACUGAAGCGUACAUAUACUUGGCGUCUUCCAGGUACUCUCCUUGCGAAGGGGUGCUUCCAUGUACAUGGUAGGACGAUUUCAGCCGAUGUUUGCGCAGUCGCCGACGGGCGUCUCAGAAAAGUCCAGAUUGCAAUACAUGUGACCAAACAACUGGCAGCAGGCUUGCUCGCAGUUUUUGGCCUUCCGGGCCCAGUUCCCAUCCUAUUUGCGCUCGCAGUCAUUGCUGAGUGUCGAACCCUUGGAUACGCAACCCUCUUAAUUUGAUGCGCCCAUAUCUUCCGUCUUCGGUUCCUACAUUUUCCAACAGCGACAGCAGAGGAGGAUCAGCGUCUCGCGCAAUACUGAAGAUACAAGACCACAACACGCAAGUGUGGUAGAAAGCUCGUUAUAACAUUGGGGGCCUGGUGUCCCUCGUUGUUACAUUCUACACUAGUUGUUCGACGGAUUGCAAUGUCGGUGGAGCCUGCCUCGUGCUUCACGGAUGAUGAUAUAGUUGAUUCCAAAACCUACAGCAGACGCUCAUCUGUAUCUGAGGCGGAGUUAAUCGAUCGACAAUUGAGUCAUUUGAAAGAGGAGAUCCUUCCGUUCUACCCUUUCCUCCUUACCGUUCCUACUGAUGUGCCCUUUCGCCUUGGGGGGCGUUUUGUUAACAAUUGGGCAGUGGGUAAUGACGGGCCAUUUACUCCCGACGAACAGCAACUUCAAUACAUGACGUUUCUAACACAUCAAGAAGGCGAAUCUUUACUUGUUCCUGUUGGCGAUUGGUCGGACGAGUCAGGGAACGCCAUGCCCGACCAGCGUUCAGGGCCUGAAAGCACCACGAGCACACCACCAAGCGGAUCUGUCAAGCCAAAGAUCACCUUGAAUGAUUAUAGGAGCAAACGAAAGAACGGCGCUUCAUUAUCGCCUAGCUCCAAAGAAACAAAGCAAGGCGUCUCAAUGACGCACCCUAUCGAGGCUAACCAACGACACCUCGCCGUCCGUUCACCGAGAAGCAAUCCCAAGAGGUUAACCGAAAGAAUAUCACCUUCUCAACAUGCGCGCACAGAUCCUGAGAAAGCGGAGCGCAAGCGACCGUUUGGGAGCGACCAUGAACCGUUGAAACCCCAGGAAAGGAAGCCCCCACAAAAUGUUUCUCCAAAAAAACCGAGAUUAUCACCCGCAAGCCCAUCGGGACCAGUCAGAAACGACGGCGCGAACUGCGAUGGACUCCCGGCUCUACUGUCACCUACUCUUCCACCAGCAUCGGGCAGUCCUCGACUACCUCAGCUAUUAUCCCCGACCCUCCCUCCCCAUAUCGAGAAAGAACUUGCCAACCUCGGCGAAGAGCCUUUGACCAUCGAUCCGUCACAACAAAAAAAUACACCAAGUGGCGAUAACUUGAAAGCGAAACACCCAAAAAUUAGGCAUUCUGACCAUGUUACCCCGCAGAUUCACCACACGCCCGCUGGUGAUUUGCAGAGCCCGCGGAGUAAUUUCACAAAACAAACAUCCGACAAACGUCUCUCUAGUGGCGUGGACCUUCUAAGCCCCCGUUCCUCGCAGAGUAUCAAGGCCGAGUCUUGCCAGGUCGACGAGCAGCCCUCGCAGGCAAACUACCCGAGGACCGUGGGUCGUAAUACUGUGGUCAAACAGCAGCUCAUUGUGAGAUUGAAGUAUGGAAAAUUGAACAAGAAACGUGUUGAAGCACUUCUCAAAUUCUCUGGCAAGAGAAAGCCGGCACCGUCAAACUCGCCCAGAAAAGAACCUUCCGACGACGAGUCUCUGUGGGAGACAAAACCCGACCCGAUCACGACAAAAGCCCCGGUUCCUACCCAUGUCGAUCGCAAAAUCCAGCAGACACCUGGAAUCUCCAAACAUGCAGGAGCCAUUUCCACUAGGGGAAGUCCGAAGGAACCAAGACUUCCUGCCCCAGAAAAACCAAGGACGCCAAUUCCCGGAUUACCGAGUAACGCGCCCCAUAAGCAAGACAGAAUGAAGCAGAUAUCGAUGACGCCGGUGAGAGAUCACCGGAGUCAAGCACAUCGCCCAGACACGGCUGGUCUUGAGGCUAGAAGUGCCCAUUCCGCCGUGAAAACCUCGUUUGGCGACCCGAGGUCUUCUGCGGCUAACGCCCCUCCGCAAUCAUCCAACCACGCGUCUUCACGAACUGGCGAGCGGAAGAGUUGGAAAGACGAAUAUCAAAAACACGGGAAUCUCGGUCGGGAGCUGAAACAUGCUGCGGAACGACAUACCGCCAAAGACGAUGUUACUGACGCUGAUGAAAAGCUUGCUGUCGCUACGGCUAUCGAAGCUAUCCUAUGCUUUAUACUGGCCUUUGUUGCUGAUGAUCAGCACAAGCUUUUGUCUCGUCAGACUGGUGAUUCAUCAACUUGGCUAUCUAUCAUUGCAUACUGGCGUGUGGUGAAAAAGAAUAGUAUCCCGUAUCCCCGACUUUACAGCCUUUGUCUACUCCUCGGUGCUGUAUCAUACAGUACAAUUCACGCUCUUGACCUAGAGCGACUUACCGUCACUCCGCUCCCAUGGGAGUCCACACAUGUGUCGACUCAAGGUAGCAACGGAAACAAUGUCGCGUCGGACGAGAAUAGAAGGUACCAGAGGGAAUUGACUGACUUGAAGAAACGACUCCCGGAUGUUUAUAAAAAGUCACAGAAACUCUGGCUCGAAGGGUCACGGGCGCUCCCCGAAGAUGUUCUUAUUCAUGAAUUUCCCGAUACUUGGUCCAAGCGCUCUAUGGAUUACUCCCAGCAGGGAAUCUUGCAAUUGAAAGCUGGUGACUUUGCAGGGGAGUUUUUCCUGCCGGUUGGGAGGAUUACUUCACCCGUAGAAAUGGUGCGCUUUGGCUACGUUAUGCUGAAGGAAUGGUGUGCCAAAGAGAAUGUCGGCUGGAGUGGUCGGCUGAGGCUGUGACCGUCAAGCUUUCUUCAUUUUCACUCUACCUCUCGACAUAAUACAAUCCCUUUCUUAUUGAUGGUCUUUGUUGUUCUCCAUUGGUGUUCUAAGGCUUGGUGAUGGAGCGUUUCGCAUAUGAUUGUGGUUUACUGUAGCUUUUGUCAUGC